AUGACUCGCAAGUUUUUCGUCGGAGGUAACUGGAAAAUGAACGGUGACAAGAAGUCGAUUGAUGGAAUCUGUGCGUUCCUGAAUCAGAGUGGAGACGUAACGGAUGUUGAUGUCAUCGUGGCUCCACCAGCUCUCUACAUCACUUAUGUCGCAAAGGGUGCGUUCACUGGUGAAAUUUCUCCAGCUAUGCUUCAAGACUUAGGUAUUGAGUGGGUGAUUCUAGGACAUUCGGAGAGACGUCAUAUAUUUGGCGAAUCGGAUCAGCUCAUUGCCGAGAAGACUGUCCAUUCACUUGAAAGUAAAAUCAAUGUAAUCUUUUGUAUCGGAGAAAAGUUAGAGGAGAGAGAGGCAGGAAAGACGAAAGAGGUAAACUUUCGUCAAAUGCAAGCCCUAGUAGACAAAAAGGUCGACUGGACAAACAUUGUAAUCGCCUACGAACCGGUAUGGGCCAUUGGGACUGGAAAAACCGCAACACCUGAUCAAGCCCAAGAGGUUCACCUUUGGAUUCGAGAGUUCUUAAAAGAAAAAGUUUCCGCUGAGGUUGCGGACAAAACUCGUAUCAUAUACGGAGGAUCUGUCACUGCUGAGAACUGUGUUGAGUUGGGUAAGAAGCUCGACAUAGACGGUUUCCUCGUCGGAGGUGCUUCACUGAAACCUGAUUUCGUUACCACUGAAAUGUUCUCCUUAGGGAAACAAUAUUAUACCUAUUCCAGCAUGAGUACGCAGUAUAUUAACGAACCAGUUACAUCGGGGAAGGUAGUCCUGCAUACAACAGCUGGCGAUAUUGAAAUUGAAUUGUGGACCAAGGAGUGUCCUUUAGCGUGUAAGAACUUCAUACAACUUUGCAUGGAGAAGUACUACAAUGGAACGAUAUUUCAUAGGCUGGUGAAGGAUUACAUUAUACAAGGGGGUGAUCCAACAGGUACUGGACAUGGUGGAGAAAGUAUUUAUGGGAAACCCUUCAAGGAUGAAUUCCACCAGCGAUUGCGUUUCAAUCGUCGUGGAUUAGUUGGGAUGGCUAAUGCUGGUAAAGAUGAUAAUGGAAGUCAGUUUUUCUUCACUGUCGGAAACGAUGUACGAGAACUCGACAGGAAGCAUACUCUUUUUGGAAAGAUUGUUGGCAAUACGAUAUUCAACAUGCUAAAGAUGACUGAAUGUGAUAUAGAUGACAAUGAACGGCCGAAAACUAUACACAAGAUUAUAAACGUUGAUAUCCUGACAAAUCCAUUCAAGGAUAUCAAACCAAAGAAGAAAGUUAAGAAGCGUGAAAAGAGACCUGUGGAGACAAAGAAGCUUAAUUUGCUUUCAUUCGGAGACGAAGCUGAAGAAGAUGAUAUGGAGGUGUUGAAUAAAAAAGGAAAAUCCGCUCAUGACGUAUUAUCUGACGACAGGAAACUGAGCAAGCAAGUGGCUGUUACUGCGGAUGAAAUGGCGGAUUAUGAACCGGACGAAGACGUAGAUCGGGUCGUUUCUACAGUUUCAAGCGUGCGAGCCAGAUUCGCAGCGAAAAGGAAGAUUGAAGAAGUGGACGACGAUGGUAAAGACGAGGACUUUGAGAAGAUGAUUGACGAUGAGCGUCGAAAACAAGAACAGGCGAGAAUGGAAGCAAUACAAGCUGAAUUAAAAGCUAUGCAAAAGGAGCAUAUUAAAGCUCUUCGUAGGCCGAAGAAAAAACUGGACGAUGAAGAAGAGGAGCAGCAAUCGGAAGCACUGAGGAUGUACCAUGGCCUGAAGCUUAAAUUUAAGUCAAAGUCAAAGAAUAUUUUGAAAACAAAGGACCCCGAACGUGAGAAUCAGGUACGAGAAACAAUGUCCGAGAAGGAACUGAAGACAAUGACUAUCCUGGAACGAUUUAAAAAACGCCUAGCAGCGUCCGAUCAAUCGGCGAUUCUUCAUGACAGGAAAAUCGUGAUAGAAGAAGAUACUAACGACAAGGAUGAGGAAAAGAAGUUUGGUAUAGACUUGGACGCCGAGGACACAGUGGGCGAUGAGUGGAUGAAGCACAAAUUCGAAGCUGAAGAUGACGAUCCCAAGGUUUCGAAGGCAAAAGACGCUAACUUGAGAGAGGAGAGUGAGGACUGGUACGAUAUCCAUGACCCAAGAAAUAAGAUGAAUCAAAGGAGACGUGGUGAAGUCUAA
Angiostrongylus costaricensis is the source of this 2139-nucleotide messenger RNA. The record is from the annotation of a GenBank genome assembly. Lineage: Eukaryota; Metazoa; Nematoda; Chromadorea; Rhabditida; Metastrongylidae.